GUAAACGACGUAGACAGAGAAGGAAGAAGUAAUCUAUGGACAAGGGGAAAGCAGCAAAACUCACCUCAUCUUUGGUUUGUCUGCCUCUGGAAGAGCAGUGCUGUGGGAGACACCUGUAGAUGCUUUUAUGCCUCCAAUAUCUCACUCCACCCCCUUCUUGAUUUUGUAAUUCCUGUGUCUACACAACUUUGACCUUGUUAAUAAGGUCAUAGCAUUUUCCAGUAACAGAGCCACAAACAACAUCCCUGUUAAGAGUUGAGCUCUUGCUUCACACUUGAGUUUCUCCUAGUAUUUCUUUACAAACCCCAAAGAAGCCUGGCCACGCUAUGACCCACGUAGCUGCCAAAGUGUUUCCCGAAAUCAGCCACUGUACAGGACGCAGGGGGUGGCGGGGGGGAGAAGCAUCAAUCUGUGUCUCUUUGUUCUGGAGAGUUUUCAGUGCUGAAAACAAAGCUGCCCUUUGCGUUAUUUUAAACCUAUUAUAGAUGCUUCUACAACCUGGCUGAGACAGGGCUCUCUAAAGAAAUCAUUUCCUUUUCACAAUCAUUUUCCCCACCCAAUGUUGACAUCUCCUUAUUGCUUAAAAUUUUUACAACGUGAAAUCAGUAAAAUGUAUUUAUUGCAUCUUCUCUGAUAGCUCUUUGUAAGAAAUCACACAAAAUGGUUAAAGCUAUCGUGUAGGCUGAUGCAAACCAUACUCCAUGGCAGUGGUUCUCAUUGUAUUAUAAUCCAGUAAUUAUUUUUUUAAUAUUUAUUUAUUUAAGGGGUGUGGGGCAGAGGCAGAGGGAGAGAAAGUCUCAAGUAAACUCUUCACUGUUUGCAGAGCCUAUCAUGGCGCUCAAUCUCACAACCCUGAGAUCGUGACCUGAACCAAAACCAAGAGUUGAACACUCAACCAGCUGCACCACCCAGGUGCCCCAAAUAUAUUCCGGUAAUUAAUCCAAAUAGCAGGUGGGAAAAAUCAUUACACUUAAGUCAAAUAUCUCCACUUCUGUAUCUCAAGUACUAUUCAACUGAUAUUUAAUAGCAACUCAAUAAAAUCCUGCUUUGUUCAUUAAACAAAAGGUCAGCGGUUCUUAAGUUAGAAUGUACAAAAGAAUCACUUUGGGAUAUUCAUGGUGGAACUGAUGUCCAUCAAUAGACUACAGACAAGCCAAAAGCAGAAUCAGACCUAUAAAUACUGAGAACAAACUUAUGGCUGGGGAGGGAGAAGAUGGGCAAAAUGAGUGAGGGGGAGAAUGAGAUACAACUUCCAGUAUGGAAAGAAUAAGUCAUGGGAAUAUAAGGUACAGCAUAAAAAAUAUAGUCAAUGAUAAUGUACUAAUGUUAUAUGGUAACAUGGUAGCUGCUUGUGGUGAGCACUGCAUAUUGUAUAGAGAUGUUGAAUCACUAUGUUGUCCACCUGAAAUUAACAUUAUGUGUCAACAACACUCAAAAAAAACUUUUAAUAGGGGAAUGGCUAAAUAAUGUGAUAUCUUUGUAUGAUGGAAUACAGAUCUUCCUCAGCUUGUAAUGGGGCUGCAUCCUAAUAAAUGAGCUUAAGUUGAAAAUAUUGUAAGUCAAAAAUUCAUUUAAUACACCUAACUUACCAAACAUCAUAGUUUACCCUGGCCUACCUUAAAUGUGCUCAGAACAAUUACAUCAGCCUAUAGUUGGGCAAAAUUAUCUCACACGAAGUCUAUUUUAUAAUGUGCUGAAUAUCUCAUGUAAUUUAUUGAAUACUAUACUGAAAAUAAAAAACAAAAUGCUUAUGUGGGUAAAGAAUGAUUAAGUGUAUUGAUUGUUUACCGUCAUGAUCACGUAGCUGCCUGGGAGCUGUGGCUUGCUGCAGCUGCCAUCAUCACAAGAGAAAAUCCUGCAUAAUCACUAGUCUGGGAAAAAAACAAAAUUCAAAGUAUAGUUUCUACUGAAUGCAUAUUGCUUCCCACCAUUAUAAAGUCAAAAAAGUCAUAAGUCAGCGGUGAGGAGAUGGGUGAAAUAGGUGAUGGGAUUGAGAGGUACAAACUUCCAGUUAUAAAAUUAAUAAGUCAUGAGGAUGUAAUGUACAGCAUAGAGAAUAUGCUCAAUAAUACUGGAAUAACUUUGUAUGGUGACAGAUGGUAACUACAAUUAUGAUGAGCAUUUCAUACUGCAUAUAAAUGUGGACUCAUGUUAUAUACCUGAAACUAAUAUAAUGUAUGUCAACUAUACUUUAAAAAGGGAGGGGGGGGAUUCUUAAGUCAAAGUAUCAUUAGUCCAGGACCAUCUGUAUUAUACAGCUGAGAAUGAGGAAGGAAGGUACUUGUUUCUGUGGAAAUUGCCAGAAAUGUUGAUGCCCUCACAGCACACAACUACAACCCUCCUGCCCAGAAGUACCUGUUUGGCCACAGGGGCCACCAGGUGGCCAGGAAAUGCCUCAGCCACUGAGCACCAGGACCUGCCCCUUCCUCCGCAAGCAGAUGAACACCAACCCAUCCUGUGGCCCCUACCACUCCCAAGCACCCAGCUGCAUCUUUUGGGGAACAGUGCGAGGUGUGCUGCCCCACAAGACCAAGCGAGGCCUGGCUGCCCUGGACUGCCUCAAGGUGUUUGGUGGGAUCCCACCACCCUAUGACAAGAAAAAGUGGACUAUGGUUCCUGCUGCCCCCAAGGUGGUACACCUGAAGCCUACAUGAAAGUUUGCUUACCUGGGGUGCCUGGCUCACAAGGUCGGCUGGAAGUACCAGGCAGUAACAGCCACCCUGGAGGAGAAGAGGACAGAGAAGGCCAAGAUCCGUUACUGGAAGAAGAAGCAGUUCAUGAGGCUACGGAAAUGGGUCAAAAAGAAGGUGGAGAAGAAAAUCAACAAAUACAUGGAGGUCCUCAAGACCCAUGGACUCCUAAAAAAAAAAAAAAAAAAAAAAAAAAAAGGACCCACGGACUCCUGAUCUGAGCCCAAUAAAAUGGACUGUUUAUUCCUCAUGCUUGGCCUGGCCUGCCCUUCCUCCAUCGCCGCCUAGGAUAUGGAGGACUCCCAGGGACUGCUGUCCCCAUGCCCCAGGCAGCCUGGGGCUUAUAACGCUGGGAACACAGGGCCUUAGUCACUACUGUUAAAAAAGCUCUUCUAAAAAGUUAAAAAAAAAAAAAAAAAAAAAAAAAAAACAACCCUCUAAGAGUUCAUUCCUGAGAGUUCUAGUGGCAUUUCACAGUUUGCAAGAGAGAUCUGGAAAAUGGAGGGGAGCCCUGCAUUGUGAAUGGGGUGUAUUUAAACUUUGCCACCCACAGUCAGGCGCUAUACUCUGCAGCUGUUAUGGUGUUAGAUUAUGGGCGCCAAGCCUGGUGUACAGAGGUAGUUCCAGAUGCAUUGUCCGGGAAGUAACAGCCAAGGAGUCACAGGAACUGCCUUUGUGCUUUCCCUGUACUUUGUAAUCCAAAACUAAUAAAUUAUUUUUAAAGAAAAAAAAAAACAGACGGGCAGCCCAGGUGGCUCAGCGGUUUAGCGCCACCUUCAGCCCAGGGUGUGAUCCUGGAGACCCGGGAUCUAGUCCCAC
Molecule: messenger RNA, 3509 nt
Organism: Canis lupus familiaris (dog)
Lineage: Eukaryota; Metazoa; Chordata; Mammalia; Carnivora; Canidae
Product: putative 60S ribosomal protein L13a protein RPL13AP3
Exons: 1
Biological process (GO): negative regulation of translation; translation
Cellular component (GO): cytosolic large ribosomal subunit; ribosome
Molecular function (GO): structural constituent of ribosome; mRNA binding
Source: RefSeq, a predicted model, not a curated record